Suillus subaureus is the source of this 1483-nucleotide messenger RNA. RefSeq names its product thymine dioxygenase. The transcript has 10 exons. The record is from RefSeq and is a predicted model, not a curated record. Gene Ontology annotation, molecular function: dioxygenase activity. NCBI's taxonomy places the organism in Eukaryota, Fungi, Basidiomycota, Agaricomycetes, Boletales, Suillaceae. Bases 238 to 1293 code for a protein of 351 amino acids.
AACUCUUGCCACAUCAUGAUCAUGGACAUUUAGUUCUCACACCAUGCUUCUCGAACCUCGACCUGCCCGGUCCUGGCCGGCACCAUCAUGAUCAUUCGAAGCAACUCUCUAGUCGGGUCCAAAUGACAAAGUUGAUUUAUUGUCUGAAUCCUUAAAACGGGCUGCGGACUAAUGAUGCAAACUGUGAGACUGAUCCACUUGGUUUCCAAGAUCAUUCCUUGACCAUCUAACACUGCUAUGUCGAGUCAUCCAAUCCCCAUUAUUGAUUUCGCUCCGUUCUUAGACGGAUCUGCGAAACAGCAGGUUGCAGAUCAGCUCCUCGGGUCGUUCAAAUCGGCUGGAUUCGUCUACCUCACGAAUUUCGGUCUAUCAAACGAAGAGGUCCAAGAGAUGUUUGAUUGGUCGAAGCGCUUUUUUGCCCUUCCGCAUGAAAGCAAAAUGCUCGCGCCUCACCCAGGCUCUGGAAUGCAUCAUCGAGGUUACUCCUUCCCCGGCCAGGAGAAAGAAACCCAACUCCCAGAUUCGGGGGAUUCUGCCGCUGAGGCUGAAGUACCAAUCCCAAGCGUGAAAGAGUCGUUCGACAUCGGGCGUGAGGAGGAUGACUUGAUGCCAAACAUCUGGCCGCCCGAUCACAUCCUCCCCGGCUUCAAGGAAUCGUGUUUGGCGUUCUAUUGGAAAUGCUAUGAGGUUGAGAAGAACAUCCUCCGCGCGCUCGCACUGGGUUUCGGCUUGGAGGAGGAGUGGUUUGUGAGGUAUCAUGGGAUGCCAGAUAAUGGGCUAAGACUCCAACACUAUCCGAGCAUCGCCCUCGAAUCGGUCCUUACAAACAAGGUUGCACGGAUCGCGACUCAUACGGAUUUCGAUACGCUUACAGUCCUCUUUCCAGACAGUGUAGGAAGCCUUGAAAUAGAGGAUCCAAAUGAGUCUGGGAGGUUUUUGGCGGUAUCGCCAAUUCCCAACUCAAUCAUCGUUAACGCAGGGGAUUUCUUGCGGCGAUGUGAGGGUUCCUUUGGUCUUGCUGGGACCAUAUAUAGCUACCAAUGUGUUGAUUUGACUUCUGUAGGGUCGAACGACAUAAUACGGAGCACGAUGCAUCGCGUCCGCGCACCGCCGAAUCCGGUGACGAAGGAUGGCAUGCUUCCAGAUCGAUAUUCUAUCCCCUACUUCUGUGCUGCCGACUUUUCCACAGUCGUCGAUCCGAUCCCUGGUACGUGGUCAGCGGAUUAUCCCAAGAAGUACGAGCCCGUAUCGGUGAAAGAGUAUGUAAUGAAACGGUUUGCCGCGGAUUAUUAAAGUCGGUCGAAAGGUGCUAUGGGUUGACAUGAAUAUCAAGUGUGAUGAAUAUCCGUUUGUCCGAAUGCUCCAAAGGUUUUGUAGGAUUUAUGCCGAUGAAACACGGUCAAUUUCAUGUAUGUUGGUCUCGGCUUAACGACAUAAGCAAAUUACUAUACAGUAGAAUGCGAAUGACAAUGCUGGUAAAAGG